Contarinia nasturtii (swede midge) is the source of this 1095-nucleotide messenger RNA. RefSeq lists its product as uncharacterized. The coding region runs from base 280 to 954 and encodes 224 amino acids. Lineage: Eukaryota; Metazoa; Arthropoda; Insecta; Diptera; Cecidomyiidae. The record is from RefSeq and is a predicted model, not a curated record. The transcript has 4 exons.
CUCUGUAUGAGAAUAUCGCUAUUUUUAUUCUCUGUGAGAAACAAGCAGUUUUACUCUUGUUUUUUUGAGUUUCACGCCAGUGUUCCCAAAUUUUCAUUUUUUAUAUCGGCGUUGUUAUAUAAAAUUCUAGUGUGUCUUAUUUUUUUAGAUCGAAAUAGACGUGAUCUGGCGAAACUCAAGUUCUAAAAACAUACGAAAGAAAGCUGACUACUGAACUUUUCUACUCUAUUAACUGAGCGAUUUCAUCAAGCAAAAAUUAAAUAGUAAUAUCUAGCGACGAUGGGGAAGGAAUUGUAUAAGUACAGGCGAGAGUUGAGUAUUGGUAUGGGCAUAGUACUCAUGUGUGUUUAUGCUUGUCUUGCCAUUUCUUACAUACUUAAGAGCAACGACCCAAUGAAGUAUUUGGUUAUUACUCUGCUUCUAAUUAAUUGUAUAUUGUUGGGCUUAUCGAUUCCCGCUAUAUUGAAGGAUGUACUUUGGUUUUUAUGGAUAGAGAUGAUAUGGCUUUUUCCGGUUCAAAUAGGUCUCAUUUCUUAUACCCUUGUCUCUUAUAAAUUUUGGAUUGAAAUUUACGUGGCUCCCAUAAUGAUUUGCUUUACGGCACAUUCAAUUUUCAUCUCACACAUAAUAUGCACAUGUGUAAUAGAUAAAAAUAGAUACAAAUAUGACCCAGAUAGUGUCAGAGCAUACCCAGAACAUCUGAGCCAAAACGUGCAUCUUGAAGCCAGGUUGGCUUCGUAUGUACCACCGUCACCCUACCCGGGUGAUGGAAGCAAUUCGAAUAAAUUGGCAACCAUGGAUCAAGAUGGCAAAAACAAAUCGUUUUAUACACCACCGGCACCAUCGGCACCAUCAGCACCAUAUGACACAACACCAUUGCAACCUCAUACCACCAACAAUAUACACGAAAGUUCAAGUGGUUUAAAUGACGCUACGAUGUAUGUUCCCGAUUAAAUAAAUUUGGAUUCCACAUUUCGACCAAUUUACCAAUUUUAUUUUAAUAAUAAAAAAAUACCUCAGUGAAAAUGUCGAUUAAUUAAUGUCAGUUAAAUUAAUAUAUUUAUCGAAAAUAAAUAGAUUUUUCAAACGUUAAAA